Cyprinodon variegatus (sheepshead minnow) is the source of this 2353-nucleotide messenger RNA. RefSeq names its product cleavage and polyadenylation specific factor 7 (gene cpsf7). The record is from RefSeq and is a predicted model, not a curated record. Gene Ontology annotation, cellular component: mRNA cleavage and polyadenylation specificity factor complex. NCBI's taxonomy places the organism in Eukaryota, Metazoa, Chordata, Actinopteri, Cyprinodontiformes, Cyprinodontidae. Bases 430 to 1821 code for a protein of 463 amino acids. Gene Ontology annotation, molecular function: mRNA binding. Gene Ontology annotation, biological process: mRNA alternative polyadenylation. The transcript has 9 exons.
GUUUGCAACCGGUAGCUUUCCGGUACGGGCUCCUGUUUUCAUCGAUUAAAAAAAUUAGCAUUAGCAGACCAAGCGAGCAUGCUAUAGCUUAAAUUCAAAUACGUUUGCGUUGGCAGACGAACGGUUGAUCUGUGACUCUUCAAACUGGGUGAUAGUUUUCUCUUUUUUGUGUGUAUAAUAUAGCUACGCUUGUGUUGUCACAAACCCUGAACGGAGUGUUAGCUACCGUUAGCUAGCAACGUUAAUGCCACAAUAAGUUAUUUAGUAAACGGGAAGGGGGGGGGCUGUUGGUAAAAUUAGCCUUUAGUUACACCUGUGUAACGAUGCGGACGGAACCGGUUUGAAGAAAUAAAUCAAGAAAAAAACGGCUACAGUUUACAAAGGGUCUAAGGUUAGGAUAGUAGGUUGUAUCGGAGGCCGACUGUCGGGAUGGCUGCUGCACAACCUGCAAAAGGACCGAGUACUUCGAAAAGUGAAAACGUCGAUCUGUACAGUGACCUGUAUCCAAGCGAUGAGGAUUUGGAUAAAGUUACUGAAGCGAAUGAACUCUUUGAUGCAGUCUUAACUGGGACCGUUGACGAAGACAAAAAAGUUUCUAGUAAACCAGUUUCCACCAAAAAGGCUUUUGGAGAAGAAGAAGAUAUAACUGAUAAGACAGCACAAAACGAAGGAAAACGAGCGAGAAACCUGUCUAUAUAUGUUGGGAAUUUUCCCUGGUGGACAUCCGACCACGACCUCAAAAGCCUGGCCCAAAAACUGGGAGUUAAAGACAUUGCAGACAUCAAAUUUGCUGAAAACAAAGCUAAUGGCCAGUCAAGAGGCUAUGCAGAAGUGGUGGUAGCUUCAGAACAGUCAUUAAAAAUAUUGCUAGAAAAAAUGCCACAGUUUUGCAUUAAUGGGGAAAAGAUACAAUGUCGCUUUGCAACUCAGCAGAAUCUUUCGGUGUUUGAAGGCAUUGCAAAUAAACGUAUACCCCUACGUGCUCGACUGGGUUCUAGAGAUUCCGAUUUUGUUGAGAAGACUCAAACGACAACGCCUUCACAAGAAAUGAGUGCUCUUCCUGUUCCUCCGCCACUUUUCCCAUCACACCCAUUCGCAAACAUGUUUCCCUCACCUCCCACUCCUUUUCUCGGGCAGCCACCUCCACUGUUCCCACACAUGGCACCAAUGGUUCCUCCCCUAAUCCCACCUCCUGUUUUCCCUCCGCAUCCUGGGCAAAUCCCUGGUCAUUCUCCUCCGGAGCUGCACAUAAACCCGCCUUUCUUCAACCUGCCGCUAGACGGGCAGAACAGCAAGUCACACACCGAAAAAAAGCAAACAUCUUACAGUGAAAAUGGAGACUAUGAGGAGCAGAUGAACAGAAACAGAGCAAUUGCCAGCAGUGCAAUAACUAAGGCUGUUUCAGGAGCUGCAUCUGGAGACGUGCAUAUGGCCAUGGAAACGCUAAUAACUGCUAUUUCCAUCAUCAAGGAGUCCAGAGUGUAUGAAGAUGAAUACUGUCAAGCUCUUGUCACCUCCCUUAAAGACUGUUUGUUCUCAAUCCAAGGGGACUAUAGCCCCAAGCAAAGCCGACAUUCCAGAGAAAAAGACCGCGACAGGGGGCGUGACAGAGACCACGAGCGAGAGAGAGACUACGAGCGUGACAGAGAACGUGACAGAGAGCGUGCCAGGGAGAGGUACAGGGAACGAGAUGAUGCAUAUGACAGGAAAAGUGUUGGAGGAUCUCGAAGAUACAGGGAGCGUACCAGCAGUGAAGAGAGGGACAGGGAGCGCUCGAGAGACCGAGAGCGACACAGAGAUCACAGGGACAGAUACCACUAAGUCGGUAAUAUACCCAACGGUUGAAAUAGAGUUCACGGGGAUGGACGUCUGUGUGUUCGGCAGGCGUAGAGCUAAAAGAACUGGCAGCAUUGCGAGGCAAGGCCUCAAACAUGUACGGCUGUAAGCCUUCUACACCAAACGAAGCUUCUGCCUCCCUGGCGUCCUCUUCCAGAUCAUCUUCGUCCCCAUUUUUCCUCCCUUUAAAUAAAAAAUGUAUGACAGAGGAGACUUAUCCACGACCUCCGACACAAAACUCUCCUCCUCUUACAUAUUUCUGCUGUCCAUGGCGUUCCUUGACAGUGUCGUGACAAUCACACUUAGUGUAUAGGGAUUGCUGAAGAGUCAAUGAGUCGAUGCAAUCAACUACCGGUAGUUUUCCUUAGAAAACUUUGAAUCAAUUUGACUGUAUGAUCUGGUGAACUGUAAAGUGCCUUGAGAUGACAUGUGUUGUUAAUUGGAGCUAUAUAAAUAAACAGAAGUGAAUUGAAUUAAUAAACUAGAUGGACUGUAUACAAUAAAGUUAUAUGGCUAA